Arthroderma uncinatum is the source of this 2202-nucleotide messenger RNA. Its product is annotated as serine/threonine-protein kinase MST20. Gene Ontology annotation, biological process: intracellular signal transduction; intracellular monoatomic cation homeostasis; protein phosphorylation. Gene Ontology annotation, molecular function: protein serine/threonine kinase activity; ATP binding. The coding region runs from base 1 to 2202 and encodes 733 amino acids. The record is from RefSeq and is a predicted model, not a curated record. Lineage: Eukaryota; Fungi; Ascomycota; Eurotiomycetes; Onygenales; Arthrodermataceae. The transcript has a single exon.
AUGGCCACCACCGCUGUCGUCAACCUUUCGCCCUGGCCCAGCCAAAGCCAGACUGAUAAAAACGAGCAGCCACAGCCGCAGCAGCAGCAGCAGCAGCAGCAGCACCAGGAGGAAGAAGUUAAACACCCUGCUCCGGCCCUCGAGGUAAAAACUCCAGCACGGCCCACGAUCGACCUGCCGGAGAGUAUUCGCGGCUCAGACCUGCCAGAGGUCAUCCACGAAGAAGAAGAAGAGUCUGCCACCGAGCCCUCCGAGCCGGUCACCCCGACCAGCGUCUCACAUCACCCCUUCCACAGCCAUCAUCCUCGCAUCGACCCGCCCAGCAGAGAUCCGGUCGUCGACGUCCACGCCAACCCUGUCGAGGUGCUCAAGAGGCCGAUCAUCGUAAAUACCGAACCCACGCCCCCAUCAACGCCCGCCAAACCUUCCACUGCGGCGGUUCCUAUUUCUCCCCCUACUACUUCUUCUGCUCAGACUGCUCCAGUUCCAAUUCCUCAGCAGCGUCCUACCACUUCAGCCUCGAAUUCACAGCGUUCUUCCCCGCUGAGAAAGGCAUCCAAAUCCAUCAAGGGUAUGUUUAGACGCCCAAGUACUUCCUCCGAAGCCAUGGCGCCACCACCAACCCCGAUCAGCGGCUCGGACCCUCGAAAACUAUCUCUCAAUCUCUUCCAGCCGUCCAACCGCAAGGGAUCCGUCUCCUCCACAAACCAACACUCUCCAACUUCUUCUCGCUCGAAUUCUCCCCAGUCGCCUUCUUCUCCAUCCAGCACUCUCCAUGGAGGCCAGAACCCCAUGCUUCUCGGCGUCUCGCCAGCCGCAGAGGGCCCCUUCGCUCCCAAACGACCUAACCGCUCAUCCACCGGCCUCAGCCUCCGUGAACGAAGCAGGGUCAUGUUCGGAGCCACGCCUCGACCCCAGCGUGACGAGGACCCCCGUAUCCGCUCUCCAAGCCUAGGUGACGUCCAAAACCAGCCCGAGCGACCCGGAUUCUCUAUCCCUGCAGUCUCUGGCGCUGGCCUCAAGGCUCGCCGCAUGAGCACCAGCCUGCCCGACGACUUUUCCGUCAGCACCUGUUUACUUGGCGAUGAGUACACCAACAGCAGCAAAAUGCCCGGAAAGAGAGGUAAAGAGAUCGGCCGUGGAGCCACUGCAACCGUCAAGAUUAUGUGUCGCAAGGGAAGCAGUAAAUCCGAGUUGUUCGCAGUCAAGGAGUUCCGCAAAUGUGGCUCAAAGGAAGACAAACUCGAAUACGAGCAGAAAGUGAAAUCGGAGUUCUCCAUCGCCCAGUCCCUCCACCACCCGAACAUCGUCGAAUCCUUCCGUCUCUGCACCCACAACGGGCGAUACAACCAUGUCAUGGAAUACUGCUCGUACGGCGAACUCUUCUCGCUCGUGCAGAAGAACUAUCUCACUCCAAAGGACAACCAGUGUUUCUUCAAGCAGAUCGUUCGUGGUGUCGCUCACCUGCACGAAAAUGGUAUCGCCCACCGUGACAUCAAGCUUGAGAACCUCCUCCUCUCAGACGACGGAUACAUCAAGAUAACCGACUUUGGCGUCUCAGAGGUCUUCUCUGGUCUUCACCCUGGCCUUCGCAGCUCCGGAGGCGAAUGCGGUAAGGAGAUGGGCGACCUUCGUCUCUCUUCACCCGGUAUCUGCGGUUCCCUGCCAUACAUCGCGCCCGAAGUCCUGGCCAAAAAGGCAAGCUAUGAUCCUCGUCCGCUCGACGUCUGGUCCUGCGCCGUCGUCUACCUCACCCUCCACUUCCGCGGCAACCUCUGGCCCACUGCCAACGCCGAACACGCCAACUAUUCCCGCUUCAUCAACGGCUGGGAAAAGUUCCUUGCCACCUCGCCCACCGGCGUUCCAAGCGACGACAAACUCCCUUCCUGCGGACCCGCGUUCAAGCAGAUCGGUAACAGAAACUUCAAGACCCUUCUCUUGAAGAUGUUGCAUCCCGACCCUUCGAAACGCGCCACCAUCGCCGAGGUUAUCGGCGAUCGCUUCAUGAAGUCUGUCGAAUGCUGCUCACCAGAGGCUGGCAAGAAAGGCGUAGAGUCUCAAGAACGCGGUGGCAUUGAUGUCACCAACAAGGGAAGUUCUCGACUCGCCAGCAAGAUGGUUGUGCAGAAGAUUCACCAUCAUUUCCCGCCUCAGAAGAAAUACCUGCCUCAGUACCGCUUUGAUAUGGGUGAUGGCUAUUAA